Messenger RNA from Orussus abietinus, 2764 nucleotides. RefSeq names its product transmembrane protein 268. NCBI's taxonomy places the organism in Eukaryota, Metazoa, Arthropoda, Insecta, Hymenoptera, Orussidae. The record is from RefSeq and is a predicted model, not a curated record. The transcript has 6 exons. The coding region runs from base 240 to 1661 and encodes 473 amino acids.
AAGAUAGUCUUCCAGGUGCGCGCAGCAACCUACAGCGUUGUGCGUGAGAACCGGUGGAAACACGUAACUGCACGUAGCAUGAUCGCACGUAAGCAGGUGUGCGCAGGUGCGCACAGGUAUACACGUACCGCGCGAAUCCGCGCCCGUGCGUCAAAGCACUCCGAUACACACGAAGACGUAAACGAACGAGGACAUGUACCCUGACUCGUGGUCAUGAGAUACUCUAGCGGUCAGCAGAAAUGAGUUCACCCACAACAGCGGCGACCCCUGAGUCGAGCGUCGCUGCCAAGACCAACGAUUGGGUUAGAUUUGAGGAAGAAAGUCCUCCGACGUCUCCUUCGCGAAAUCCAGAAGGUUCCUCUGAAAUAGAUGGAACGCAAAGGAGCGCUCCCGCUAUAAUUCAGCCAGAGUCAGUUACCGUUAAUGUAGAUAAAAUCACCAAGGUUGUCGAAAAGUCAGACAGUAAACAUAAGAAGAGUAACGAGUAUGAUAGCGCUGCCACUGAAUCCGUUCGAGUUGACCUGGACAAAGCAGUUUUAAAUCGGUCGACUCUAAACGACAGUCCAGAUUCUACUUUUCCUCCCGAUCGUACAAUUUCAAAUCCAAAGAGUGCCUCUCUGAAAACAGUGGACCUUGGGGAUGGAUCCAAUGGAAGAAUGGCAAUGACAAAUAUUAUCGAGACCCCAAUUGGAAAUAUUAGACGAGGUUUUGCUAAUGGGGAUACUAUUGUCACUUUAUUGCCAGUUAAUACGAGGUGGCCAUGGAUCACGCCUGCGAAAUUCAGACCAGAACUGGUUCCAGAAGAGCUCAUGGCCCAAGGCCUAACCCUGACCGUGGAAGAUUAUGUACACAUAAUGGAAUUGUUGGUGAACGAUGUGCGCUUCAACAUGUACAAUGUUUGCUACAAGCGGAUUCUUGUUCUAUGGAUAUUUACGGCUUUUGUCGUACUACUAGGUUUAUUGUUCUCGGGGGUGACAGGCCUUACACUUUUUGGCCUUGGCAUAAUGUGGCUCGUUCUGAAUGCUGCCGCAAUAUUUUUGUGUAUGUUCGUCAAGAUCAAGCUGAAUCGCAAUCUUGAGAAGUGUAUGGCACAAGUCAAUAAGCAUUUACUUCGGCAUAAAAUCUUGCUGGGUCUGGACGACAGAGGAAAAAUUUCCUGUCACAAAGUGAACCUAUGCUUUAUUUACUUUGACACUACCGAUUGCAUCAAAAAGUUACAAGAAGUAAUCGAACGAGAGGAACGGGAGGGUAGAAUAAUUGGUGACGAAACUUCCGAAACACGGCGCAAGCGGGAACUGCACCAGCGGAUGGACAUUGACGACAGCGAUAUCGUUAUACAGGGUAGUACGACUACGCGUUUGUCUCGCAAACAGGAGCGGGCGGAGCUGCUGUUGCUGAGGUACGUCUCCCGCUGGGCGCGACACUUGGUUCGUCGCAGGCUCGACCUGGUCGUAGACUCUCGGGACCGUGGUAGAAACGCCGGCGCCAUGGGACUCUCGCCGCGACACUGUGUCUCCGCCCGCUGCCCUUGCCAAUUUAUCGAGGACCAUCUUCGAUAUAAGCCCAGAGGGUACCCACCUGGCUUCACCUGGUGCGCUUAUCUUAGCGAUCCAGCUGUUCGAUCGGAUGACAUUGUUCCUUUUCGCACCUCUUCGUUGUAACACUCUUAAAUGAGAAGUAAUACCAUAGAAUAGGAAUAUUGACGCACACAAAAUUCCUUCUUCGAGAAGAGAUAUACCCACUGAGCACUCGGGAUUCUAAUGUCACAUUAGUAUUUGAUUUAAUGCAAGCAUGUUCAUUUUUGUUUAUCAAGCUACUACGAAUGAUCGAGAUCAUUUAUCCGUCCUUGUUGCUUUAGACAAAAUUUACUUCGUUAAGACGUAUACAAUCUUUUGAAACAUAUUUAAUUACGAUAUAGAACUCUCUAGAAAUAUUAGAAAUGCGAGCCUAAAAUCUUGUAUAAGUAUAACGCAUUUGCGUUGUGUACAAAAUAUUAUUGCGUACAAAUUUUGUAAAACGGAGUCAAGCAUGUAUCUUAGAAAUGAUCAUUACGAUCGUUAGAAUUGGCAGAGUUAUUUAGACCUGUUUAAAGCACAGCACUAUAUCCAUGACGUCCUGUGUUUCUUGAUUAGGAACACAAUCCUUUGAAUGGGGUAAAAAGACCGUCCUCAACGAGAAGAGAGGAGUUAAUAUUUUGAAAGUAUAUUACUUGUUAAGGACUGUACAUGCAUGGAUACGUAUAUGUCAACUAAUUGGAAUUUAUAAUAAUGCAUUCCAAGAAUCGUGCAUAUCAGCAUUUUAUAAUAGAUAUAUGUGACGUUUCUUUUAUGUGUACAAAUGCUUACGACGGAUUUUAUGGUAUCUUUAAAAGAAGACUACCAGUCCUAUACUUUUACAAGUUGUACAAAAUGAAAUGUGCCUUUAAUGCAGAAUAGACGUAUAUUACUAUACUUACUAGAAAAAUAUAAUUGAUCUACCUUUACACUUUUACCGAUACUUUUAUAGUUCCAUCCUUUUUCCAUUUUGUCCCCAUAAAUUAACAACCAAUUUACUAGCUACUACAAGACAGAAUAAACCGAAACAUCAACUAUGAAAUUUGUUUGAUAUUUAAGAUUAUAUAUAAUAUAUAACAUAUUGGUUUAAAACUAUGUCUUUUCUCUCAGGGUAUAUACACAAACAUUAACCAUCGUCUUAGACUUAAUAAAAAAAAAUGUAGGCACGUGUUACCUGUUGUGGAACCUAAUAAACCGAAUACAUGAAAAAA